AUGCCUCCCACCGUCUCAACUGGCCUCGCAAUCACAAACCCACUGGUAAAAUACCGUGCCCUGGUGUCAACGAAACAAAUCCAACAGGACCAGGGACAACUUCGCUUGGCCUUGCAUUUACAGAGACUAUAUGACCGUCUGAUCGACUACGAGCCCCAGCAAGAAUAUAGUCACCGCCUUGAUCAGAUCUCCCGUGCUGUCCGGAAGCAGCAACCUUCCAAUGGCUCCGCAAAGUCUACCGAUGAAGUUGUGCCCCAACCGCCAAAGCAAAGUACAUGGCGGUCUUUUCUGGCGGCGAAGGAGAAGAGAGACUCCCUUGCCUUGACCCGCAGAUUGACGUCUCAGGAGUCUGCGAUGGAGAUGUCUUCACCUAGAGGACUGAUGCUGCAUGGCGAAGUCGGGACGGGCAAGUCGAUGCUCAUUGACCUCUUCGCGGAUUGUCUUCCUACGCGCAAGAAGCGGCGAUGGCACUUCAAUACGUUCAUGCUUGAGACCUUUUCCAAACUCGAGGCUUUUAGACGGCACAAGCUAUUACAGGAUCAAGAUAAUGGCGAUGAUUACUCUGUGCUUUGGAUGGCCAAGGACUUGAUUCAGACAUCGCCAAUACUGUUUCUGGACGAGUUCCAGAUGCCCGACCGUGUUGCAUCGAAGAUCUUAACAAAUCUGAUGACUUCGUUCUUCCAGCUCGGUGGCGUGUUGAUAGCUACAUCAAACCGCAUGCCGGAGGAGCUGGCGAAGGCGAGCGGCAUUGAAUUCUCGCCUCCCCCUAGCAGGAUGGAGAGUCUGGGCUGGCAAUUCGGAUUCCGUAGGAAAGUGCAGAGUCCAUACGCAGGGCGGAAUGAGUGUGAGGUCUGGGAGAUGGGUGGUGGGAAGGACUACAGGAGGUUAGAAAGUACCAGUGCCGCGGCACCACCGACGCAGAAAGGCGAAGAGGACGUGCAAUGGAGAAUGGACGAGUAUCUCGAUCUCCAGCACAGCGCUGGUAUGGCUGGAUGGCCUCAUGCUGAGGGAGAACAGCCUGCGGAGAAGGAAGAUACAACGUCUUCUGCAGCUGCGAUGCCGCGCUUCUUCUUCGUUGAUUCUGGCGAUGACGCAGCCCAGCAGCAAGCAUACAACUCGGUGCUCGAAGCUGCAUCGGGCACGUCGACCGACACCAUCAAGCUCGAGCCCAGCACAAUGAGAGUCUACGGACGAACAAUACCAAUACCGCGGACGUACAAGGGCAUCACCGAGUGGACAUUUGCAGAGAUCUGCAAGACUACCCUUGGGCCAGCGGACUACACCACGUUGGCUUCCACCUACCACACGCUCAUCCUCAAGGACGUCCCGGUCUUGACAUGGCUGAUGAAAAACGAGGCGAGGCGGCUCAUCACCCUUCUUGAUGCUCUCUACGAAUGCAAAUGCAAGCUCUUCGUCAUUGCCGAAGCAGGACCAGACGACAUUUUCUUUCCAGAACAGAGCCUGUCCGGCGAGGAGAGCGAUGCGAUCCAAUCCGAGACUUUCUCUGAAGCCUAUCAAGACGCCACCGCGCCCUUCCGACCCAACAUCCUGAGUGACAAUCCCAACUACGCAGAACCAGAUCCCGAGCCCAACUAUACCCACGCCCGUCUCGCCGGCCUCCUAAGUGCAGAUGCUCUCGAAGACGACCCGCCGAACAGGCCUGCCCAACAAGGCAAGAAUGCGUUUGGCCGCUCUUUCGGAAGGACAGACUCAGAGAUGGAGCGCAAACCCAUCGAUCCCGACGACCAGCCAAGGUAUCGCUCUCCUGAUUUCGGCAAAGCGAGCGCUUUCACCGGAGAGGAUGAGCGCUUCGCAUAUAAGCGUGCGCAAAGCCGGCUCUGGGAGAUGUGCGGUGCGAAGUGGUGGGCCAGGAAUGAAGAGGGCUGGCACAGGCCGUUGCCUGCAGAGGUGAGGAGGUGGGAGCGAGCUGUUGGUGAGGAUGCACCGUCGAGUCCAGGUGAAGGACAGAGCGACGUUUCCGUAGGAGAAGCGGCGGUGGAUGAGACGAGGGACGAAAGCAUGUUCAAACGUGGUGGGAGUCCGUUCAGAACCUCUGAGGAGCCGCCUCCGAAGUUCAGCUGGGUGCAUGCAUGGGGGACUAUGCAGUGGGGAAAGAAGGCAGGAGCAUGGGGGAGGGGCCCAGAAGGUCUCAAGGAUCGCGGUGAUGAGAAGAGGUGA
Messenger RNA from Saxophila tyrrhenica, 2178 nucleotides. RefSeq lists its product as uncharacterized. The record is from RefSeq and is a predicted model, not a curated record. Gene Ontology annotation, molecular function: ATP binding; ATP hydrolysis activity. Lineage: Eukaryota; Fungi; Ascomycota; Dothideomycetes; Mycosphaerellales; Extremaceae. The coding region runs from base 1 to 2178 and encodes 725 amino acids. The transcript has 2 exons. Gene Ontology annotation, cellular component: cytoplasm; mitochondrion.